This is a messenger RNA of Rhopilema esculentum, 5401 nucleotides long. NCBI's taxonomy places the organism in Eukaryota, Metazoa, Cnidaria, Scyphozoa, Rhizostomeae, Rhizostomatidae. The record is from RefSeq and is a predicted model, not a curated record.
UAUUAUAUUUUUGACUUGUAUAAUUAGGGGCUGGGCCACGCGAAAAAAGCUGGCACGCUACUGCCGACAUCGAGUGUGUAAUCCACUAUUCUUAUUGGUUAUAUUUAAAGCUUUCUGACUGGUUUGAACCAGUUUCUUUCUAGAAGUGACGAAGAAGAGUGAUACUGAAUUUUGCUAUUCUAGAAUACGAAACAGAAGACUUAAACUUAAUCUGCUCUUGACUAGAAGAGCGGGACACCUUUCCUCCAGUAACGUUGCCAUUACUAUCUGCAAUCUUCAAACAAUCUCAUGCUUACCAAACUCUCUGCUCUACUGAUGUUCUUGCAAAGCAAAAACGAAAUCCAUUAUCUAAUAUUGCCAAGCCUCUUCUAGUUUAUUGAUCGAUUGCUUAUUGUCACCUAAUUUUGCAUCUGUUUCAAUGAAAUGGUCUUGUAUAUUGCACACAUCACCAUGCAUUUCUUUUAAUUCAUCAAAUUUAACUAAUCCAUUAGAAGAUAUGGUGCAACCGAUGGAGCAGCAGAAUAGAGAAGGGGUAUAUAACUCGACCGACUUUCUAACUCAAACCCCACCAGCGUUAAUAAAAGGAAAAUAAAUUCGUCUUAAAACUUUUACUUGAAAAGGGAAAUUUUCGUAUCUAACCCUAGUUCUUUCGGCCAUGACCAUGCAUGCUACAUUGUUCUUGUUUCCAAUACUUCAAAUAAUUAUCUUCUGUUUUUUUUAAAGAUCAAUUCAUAUUUGACUCUUUGCUUUUCAAAAUUUACAAAAUAACAGGAUGUAAAUAAAUAGCAAGGAAGUUCUACAGCCCCGUAAACAUGCAGGUUUAAAAGCUCCUAUAAUGCUUUUUCGUGGUAAGAUUCCCAGGCAUCUAAUUGAUUAAACAAUGGAAUACCUGUUCCUUUUUCGACUCCAUUGUUCGAUUUAAAGAUCAAGAGAUCAGCCAAUAAAUUUUGUUUUGAUCAAACACUGAGGACAAGAUUUCUUGCUACGGUGCAUUUAAAAAGCUGGGUACAGUUUAAAACGACACAUCGCAAUAAUAAUAAACGGAUUUCGUUCGAAAAGAUCAGGCGACAAUGAUGCAGCUGCAUGCAAAGAAUCUCUGGCUUUGCUUCAAGCAGAUCUGCAGUUCGGGACACUUUCUGGUAAAUUCACCCACCACGAGCACGCUAAAACACUUGAGCAGUGCAAAUCUGCUUGUUGUCGACGACAUGGAUGUGAUGUAGCGUACAUGAAAGGGAGCAGUUGCUACUCUGUGGAUUGCAAAGAUGAGAAAUCGUGUUUAUGGGUGGAUGCGAGUGGUCUCUCUGAGCCUAUAAAAUUGGUUUAUAUCACUCAUACUGAUGUGAAAGCUCAUCUCUCGAAAGGAAAUGCUUCCAAAGCUGAACAUGCUGAUGUAUCUACGCAGAGACAUGAUGCUCCGACGUCGAAGACGUUUGAUAUGCAUUCGAGUCUGCCUGCAGAAGGCAGCAUUGCUCCAACUGAACAGCCCACCCGUAACAUAACAACACCUUCACAGGUCAACCAACUACUUCAAACAACGACAUCACCUUUACCAGCUUCCACAACCAGUAUCACUAAUGCUGAUCAUGAUAUUUCACAAGGUGACGAAAGGGGUACGAGAAGGAAUAUGGUCCCUACAAUAUGGUCAUCUGAGCCCGUUGAAAGCAACGUAUUGUCCAGCUCAGCUUAUAAUAAUGCCAGCGAAUUGCCAAAGAUUCUUCUUCAGGACCUAGCAAAUGCAAACUCAAGUGAAGGUAGCCAAGUGCUGGCAGCUGGAGAGCCUAAAGAAGAUUCAGACUUGUCUGAAACUGAUCAGAACCUUGCGACAGUUUUUGAAGAAUCUGAUCUUGGUGCGGCUACAAAUGCCAACGAGGUCGAAAGCGACGAAUCAAAACCCAGACAGAUUCUACUCCAAGAUUUAGAGAAAAUUGGCUUAUCACCAACAGGUAAGAAAACAAAAGACUUGGAAGAUCAAGAGCGUUUGAGUGAUAACGACGCUGUGCAGAAGACAAAUCUAGCCAACACGCUAUUCCAGAGGUACCAGAGUGGGUAUGAUAGCUUUAGUGAUGGGGAAAGUGUUGCAAGUCAGAGACUAAAUCAGGCAAUGGCUGGCCCCUUGAUAGGCAGCGAAUCUGAAGAUGAUCAGGUUGACAGUCGAGACUGGAUUGUUGACGAGCUUGCGAAUGCUGGGACUGGGACGCAAGUGCCACAAGAUGACUUCGUUUGGUCAAAUGCUGCAGAAGACCUGAUGCUGAGCACCAAGCGAAUGCCUUCUUCCCCAACUACAGCAUACCAAGACCAAGAGAGCUUGCCACGUGAUCUUAUCGAUCAAGACAGUGAAAAUAUUAUGCUGACAAACCCGACCGCCUUCCAAACGACAGUCCCCGCCUCAGACCAUGAGUUUAGCAAGUAUGAGGAACGUGACUGGGAGGAACCAAAUAAUCUACUGCCAGAGUUCGGAACAGAUAGUUUAGGGGCAUUUGUUGAUCAGAACGGUGCUUCUGGUAAUUAUGGUGAUGUUGGGGAUGAAAUCGACUUUGAAGUAGUGAAGCAGAUUAAAAAAAGUAAAAUCCCAUUGCCAACAGGCAGCGUUAAAGCUAACGGCAAAGGUGCAAAAAAUACAACAGAAUCUGAUUCCAAAGCCAGCCAAAGCCAACUGUCAAGAAAUGCUACCACUGACGGUGGAGAAAAGACUAACUCGAACAGUAGCCAAGGUACAAUACAAACGAAAGCAAACUACCAAGUGACGAAAAAACAAGAAAACAAAAUGACAAACUUUACUGUUAAGACGAGAACUGAUAAUACCCAUCACAGAAAUGUUUCACAACACAAGGAAGGUGAAAGGGUGGUCUCUUACAAUGUUUUGCUGCAUGCAGACAACACCCCUCUGCCACCCAGCAAAACAAGAGACCAGAUCGGUCCACCUUCCUCAACUGUAAGCUCAGCUGCGGGGAAAGUUUCUCAGAUGGGAAGGAUGUCAAACACACAUGAUUUUUUUAGAAACGGUAAUAGUAGUCUACACCGUCAUGUAACUAAACACCACCAACGCACAUCAGAAGGGCACAAGAAAUACGUAUCUAAGCAAAAGAGUAAGCCUCUGGUGACGAAAGACCUGCAGGACAGGUCUACCGUGCUAUCAAGUGAACCAAAGAGAAUACCGUCUUAUAAAAUAAACAAACUUCAUAAGGAUGAAGAAUCAAAAGAGAAUACCAAAAUAAUAAAGGAAGCUACAAAGCUCUUAGUAUAUCAAAAUGAUUCUUGGCUGCCAAAACCUAAUGACAACAAAGCACAGAGGAUGGUUAGCCAUUUGAUGACCUUUGGCAAGACUUCCUUAAAAAUAGCAGAGUGUCUUAGCAAUGGCACAAAACCUUGUGUUGAUCAAAAUGAUGAGAAAAAAACCAAGCUUUUCAAUGCCUUUUUUAAGCUACAUUCAGAUGAUAUAAGAUCAAGACUUGCUAAUCGGUUAGUAGAGAUUGGAAAAGCAGCAAUGACGAAAGGCAAAGAACUACAGAGCGGACAACACUACGGUGAACAAGAUGAUUUACUCCAUGAGAUAACAGGGUCAUUUAAAGCUCAAGGCCCGUUGUUGAAGCAGGAAACUAAUGUUGAUGACCUAAGUUAUUCGAAUCACACCGCUAGACAUAAUACUGAAAAUAAUGACAGACAUAUGGAUGUCGCAUCACCUGAUAGCAAAUAUAAAGGUGUUGAAACCAGCAAAUCGGUAAAUGUCUCAACUAUUCUGAUUGCUGAUGGGAGUAGAAUAAAUCAGGCUAACGAUUCACAAAAUCGAAUAAAUACUAACACUAGGGUUGCCAAUGAUGAUAGCUACAAAGCCCACUUGAUGGCAGCAAUUCAAAAUGCCUCUCCUACAUACCAUAAAACAGCAUUAUGCAGCCAUGGACAUAUGCACCGAAAUGUUAUACCAAGAUAUGCGCUGCAUUCUGGGGAAAUUGUACUGCAUGGAAUAGUUGCAAGUAUGGAUAGAUGCAUAAAGUAUUGCUGUGCAUCAGAUACCUGUAAUUUAGCGUUACUUGUCAAAAUGGAAUGCUUUACGAUCACUUGCAAGUCAGAGUUUCAUUGUCAGUUCAUCCCUAAUAAAGGCCAUAGAAAAACCGAGGCUGUCCAUGUUUACCGAGGAGGUCUGCGUUUCAAAUUUAAGAAAAGUAGCCAUAGCAAGGACCAAAACACUGGAAAGAAAAAGUCUAGUAAAGACCAUAUCAUUGCACAGAAGAAUGAUAUUGGCAGGUAUCAAAAUACAAUAAAGCCAUUAUUUAAAAAAGGCCACGAAACUGUCUUGAGCCACAAACAUAGAGGUCUUAAUAAGUCAACUGUAGAAGACAGUACACGCUAUUUAGCGAUUAACAACUCUUUUAGAAAUAGUUUGCCAUUUGGUCAAACAAAUGUAUCGAAUUCCGGCCUUAGACAUUCCGCCAUUUCUAGAAAGUCGAAUCAAAAUGACCAGAGCAAAUUGAAAAAUCGUUCAGUUAUCAGCAAUGCAUCUCUGCUGCUUAAAGAUGCAAUAGCACAAAGCAAGGCAUUGAAGGGGAAAAGUUCCCUUCAUCAAGACUCAGUCGAUAAAAACAGCAUGGUCAAUGCUACUUUGUCAUCAAAAACAUCAUCAUCAUGGACCAGCAGCAAACGAAAGCCAUUGACAACACCAAAAGCAACAUAUAGAACAGUAGCAACGACAAACUUGUCAAGGAAGACCUCAUCGAUGUCAGGAAAGCAAACGGGAACGUCACGCAAAAGCAAAGAUUCAAGCACAGGUCUCAGAAUAUAUGAAGAUCGUUGGGUCAGUCAGCCUCAAAUGAGUGACAUAGCGAAGCAAUCAGUCAAUGCUCUUAGUGCAACAUCAAAACAUCAGAAAACAAAGCAACCAAGAAAUCAAUAUGACACGAAACCAUUAGCAUUACCAGCAGGAACAAAUAUCACAAGAUCAGCUAGCCAUGUAAAGCAGACGAGUAAAGUAACAGUUGAAUUCAAUAACACAACGCCAAAAGAAAGACUUCAAAUGACAAAAACACAUAAUCGACGACACAAGGUUGGACGAAGCAAACAACGAUUUGAAACUACACAAGCAACACCAGCUCGUCGUUUUAGUCAAGUGAUGCCAACAAAAACGACACACGCAGCAAAAACAACCUUGCAUACUGCAAAAACGACUUCACCUACAACAACAACAGCAACAACAACAACAACAACCCAAACUCCUGUAACAACUGUCCAAACAGCAGCAGCAACAACCCUUUCUGCAAUAACAACAACACCAAGUGCACUUACAAAAAUCUCAUAUGGAGCAGCAACAACUCCACGUGCUGCAACAACAUCACCAGUUUUGGCGCUCAAAACAACAGAGAGAGCAGUCGUAUCAAAGAAACCAACAACUGCAUCAGGUAAAAGCUAA